AUGGAGGAGGAGGAAGAGGUUGUGAUGGCUGAGAAUGGUAGUUUAGAGUCUCAAGAUGACAGAUUCUCAGUCCAGAUUAGUGAUGUUCUUAAAGAGAAUGAGAAUCCAGAUGUUGAUUUUCUAGAGGAUUUAGAUUCUUACUGGGAGGCUAUAAACGAUCGCCUGACCAUCUCCCGAGUUGUGAGUGACUCGGUUAUGAGGGGAAUGGUUACUGCAAUUGAGUCUGAAGCUGCUGAGAAGAUUGCUCAGAAAGACCUUGAAUUGUCAAGAAUUCGGGAGACUCUGUCUCUGUACCACGUGGGUUCUGAAGAAAAUGAAGCCUCUUUAAGCAGCCUUAAAGGUGAGGCGAGAAAACAGUUGGUGAUGCUCGUUGAAGAGCUCGCCAAUUUGAGAAAGUAUAUUCACAUCAAUAGAGAAGGCGCUACUGAGGAUGAUACUCUGAAUGAGUCCAAAACUGUUGAUAAAAUGCUUGAUUCCUUGAAGAGCAUUCUAGAGACUGUGUUGAAACGGAAGAAUGAAAUGGAAGUCCCUUCCUCGUGGCAGCAAGAGCAUGAUUUUAUCAAGGAAACUGAGUCUGCAGUGCUGACUUGUUUCGUUAGGAGUCUCAAGGAUGAGUAUCAGCAGAGACUGUUGGAGAAAGAAGCUGAAUUUAGUGGUGGUGGUGAUAGAAGUUUGGUGCUUGGGAAUAUCAAGGAGAUUACUGGUCUGCGCCAGGAAUUGGAGCUGAUUCGUAAGUUUCUUUUGGAUAGUGAGAACGGUGAAAUCGAGAGAGGGGAGGUAGGAGACCGGAAACGAGUGGUGCAACUGCACCGGAAGAUGUCAGGAAGCCUCAACUCAGCUUCUUCACUCUGUGAUACAAAUGGUAAGCAUGAAGAGAGUUCUGAGGUUUUAAAACACUUAUCACAGGAUGAUUUGAUCAGUCACUUUAAGACGGAGAUGAAUAAAAUGAAGAUAGACCAUGAUUAUAAGAUACAAGAGAUCACAGAACAAUGUUUUACCUUUAAGCGGAAGUACUUGAAUUUAAAGGAAAGAGGUUCUUUUUCACCUGUGGGGAAAGAUAAGGAGCUAGAGGCGUUGAAAAGGAAGAUCCCGUCUGUUAUUUCGAAAUUGGAUAAGAUUUUAUUGCAAGAUGAAAAGUUGGUGUCUGAAGGAAAGAACAAUGCUGAUUUUAAGAGCCGGUUGGAUUCUCUUCUUCAGGAGAAUCGUCAACUGAAAGAUUCACUUUCAGACGCUGCUGUGAAGAUGUCACAGCUUUUAGAAGCUGAGGCAGAUCAUCAAAAGUUGAUUCGAAAGCUUGAAACAGAUGUUGAGGAUUCUCGUGUUGAGGCUUCUAUCUACGAAGAUGUUUAUAGCUGUUUUGUGACUGAGUUUGUGGGCCAGAUUAAGUGUGAAAAACAGGAGACAGAUUUAGAGCACAGUAUGAUGAAAGAAGCAUAUGAGUUGGUAUUGGAAGAUCUUGCGAGUAAACAAGAACGUGAAAGCAAGGAUGAGUUCGAAGACUCUUGUGUCGAAUCCUUCAUGAUGGAAGAGUGUUGUGCAGUCGUAUACAAAGAAGCCUUGAAGGAAGCUGAUAAGAAAAUCGUAGAGUUGAACAUGCAUGUAACAGAAAAAGAAGAAGCUCUGAGAUCAGAGAUGGUUGACAAGGAAAGACUGAAAGAGAAGAUUCAUUGGCUGGAGUGUCUCGUCAAGGAGAAGGAGGAUUUAACCAAAACAGCCGAGAUUAACUUGGCCACAGAGAGAAAGAAACUUGAUCUAGUCUCUCACCAGAUCAAUGAUCUGAAAUCUCGGAUAGAGCAGCAACAAGCAGAGAUUCAGGAUAAAAACGAAGCACUGGGACUUGUUUCGGCACGCGAGAUACAGAAAAUAAAAGGUUAUGAGACAAAGAUAUCCGUUUUGACACAAGAGCUUGAAUUAGCAAGAGAGAAUCUGAAGAAAACCAAAGAGAAGUUAACGGGGACAGAAGCAGAGAAAGAGAAGCUCAAGAAGCACCUUCUGUCUCUGGACUUAGUUCCUCCUAAAUUGGUGCAAGGUUUCAACUCUCUCGAGGACUUGGUAGUAGAAAAGACGCAAAAAACAAAUUCAAGGCUGAAAGACAUGUCCAGUCAAUUGCGUGAUCUGUCACAUCAAAUGAAUGAACUCAAGGGGAAAGCAUCAAUGUACAAGCAACAAUUCGAGAAGAAGUGUUGUGACCUCCAAAAGGCCGAGGCUGAGGUUGAUCUUCUUGGAGAUGAGGUUGAAUCUCUUUUGGAUCUGCUUGAGAAAAUAUAUAUAGCUCUAGAUCAUUACUCUCCAAUCCUAAAGCAUUACCCUGGCAUCAUUGAGAUCUUGAAGCUUGUCCGGAGAGAACUAAGCGGAGAAUCAAAGAGACUAUCAGAUUGA
Microthlaspi erraticum is the source of this 2379-nucleotide messenger RNA. Lineage: Eukaryota; Viridiplantae; Streptophyta; Magnoliopsida; Brassicales; Brassicaceae. The record is from the annotation of a GenBank genome assembly.